Messenger RNA from Meira miltonrushii, 800 nucleotides. Its product is annotated as putative ribose-5-phosphate isomerase. The transcript is spliced from 2 exons. Bases 232 to 699 code for a protein of 155 amino acids. Gene Ontology annotation, biological process: carbohydrate metabolic process. NCBI's taxonomy places the organism in Eukaryota, Fungi, Basidiomycota, Exobasidiomycetes, Exobasidiales, Brachybasidiaceae. Gene Ontology annotation, cellular component: intracellular anatomical structure. The record is from RefSeq and is a predicted model, not a curated record. Gene Ontology annotation, molecular function: isomerase activity.
AAAACACCGACAUUCUGCCUUCCCCAGGCCCGGUUAUCAAACCUUGCCACCGAAACAAGCAUUGAAUGAAAUCAAAAGGAGGGGAAGAAUGUCCAAAGCUUAAUUUCACCAAACUCCGAGAAGAAUUCAAUUAAGUUCGGACCUUUCUCUUAUUUCUUCCUUCUAUACCACCACAAUAACAACAUUACAUUUUUACUCUUUCAUUGAUUUAUAUCACACACUCAAGUCAAAAUGUCUGCACCAAAAUGGAGAAUCGUAAUGGCAUGCGAUGAUGCCGGUGUCGAUUACAAACAAACAAUCAAAGCCGAUUUGGAGAAAGAUCCUCGUGUGGCAAGCGUUGUUGAUGUUGGUGUGAACGAAAAGACCGACAAGACAGCAUACCCUCACGUCGCUGUUACAGCUGCCAAGAAGAUCGCUGCAGGUGAAGCAGACCGUGGUUUGUUCAUCUGUGGUACAGGAUUGGGUGUCGCAAUUGCUGCAAACAAGGUCAAAGGUAUCCGUGCCGUCACUGCUCAUGACCCAUUCAGCGUUGAACGUAGUGUUUUGAGUAACGAUGCUCAAGUUCUUUGCAUGGGUCAACGUGUCGUCGGUAUCGAAUUGGCACGUAACCUUGCCAAGCAAUGGCUAGGACACGUCUUUGAUAAAGGAAGUGCUUCUAAUGAGAAGGUCAAGGCCAUCUGCAGCUACGAGGAAGAAUAAACGGUUGAAUGUUGAAACCAUUUCAUAGAAGAAAUGAGACAUGAAUUUAGAACAAUACACAGUCAGAUAAUACAUUGUGAUAAUCACAGAAUUGAGUUAAA